Bactrocera neohumeralis is the source of this 1837-nucleotide messenger RNA. RefSeq names its product decapping nuclease DXO homolog. The coding region runs from base 741 to 1748 and encodes 335 amino acids. Gene Ontology annotation, biological process: NAD-cap decapping; nuclear-transcribed mRNA catabolic process. The transcript is spliced from 4 exons. Gene Ontology annotation, molecular function: mRNA 5'-diphosphatase activity. Gene Ontology annotation, cellular component: cytosol; nucleus. Lineage: Eukaryota; Metazoa; Arthropoda; Insecta; Diptera; Tephritidae. The record is from RefSeq and is a predicted model, not a curated record.
GCCGUGCUUCUUCAGGGGAGUUUUCUGUAAGAAGCUCUCCGCCAAUCUUACCUUUAGGUUACCAGACCACUGUAGUGUCCUUCAGAUAGAAGUGACUGCUAAUGAAGGAGUGUAUGGACUCACUAGAAAUAGCAACAAGCUACUUCAGCAGAGACUCGUUUGGGUGCCUAGACAAAUCGAAAUGGCUGUAAACCUCAAAAAUGCUAAAAUGAUUCAACCCAAGGAAGAACCCUUGUCCCCCUCACAUUAGAAAGGAGAAUAGUUGGAUCUCAUUGGCGUCUAGAGUUCUAGAAUUGUACCAAUGGAUGUUGAUGGUCAACGUCCCGAUCCUGUGCGCCUCCGAGAUCCUUUUGACCUAGAUAGAAAGUUCAUCUUGCUGCAAUAGUACGGGAUCUUUCUGGAGACUCUCCAUGAAGUAAGGUUAAAAAUCUUGACGAUAUGGUAAUAUGUAUAUUAUAUAGAAGUCUUAGAUUUCUCUUAACCUUACUUAAUUUUCUAAAAUAUUAAUUUCUAGUUUCGAAUCAAAAAUAAAGCAUUAAAAAUAACACAAACUACGAAAUCAUAUGAUUUUACAACAGUAUUUUGAAGACUAUAAAAACUUGCGCUAAAUCACCAAACAAUAAAAUCCAGCAAGCUGGCAACUUUAUACCCAUAUGCGUAGAUUGUUGAAUUUAGAUUUUACGCGAGUAAGUUUAAAAUUUUCGCAAAGAGAAUUGUUCAUUUCUGAAUCCACAUAAACGAUGUUUUCCAAGGGAAAUGCAGGCUUGAGUGUAAGACCAAAUCGUAAUGAAAUCAUACCCUUUCCUCCGUUCAAGAAACCCCAGCCUAUUGGAUAUUUUAGCAUCGUAGGUGGAGUUUUGCGAGAAUAUGAACCUAAUGCUCAACAACUGCGUUACUACAGACCGCCGUCAGCUCAAAAAUUUCCUCUUGACUUAAAUGAAGGUCUUAGUUUAGCUAUCAAAAAACCAGAAACAGUACAAGAAGAAGGGCUUGACCACUUAUUAAAAUUUAUCUUUGAUAAUCGCGAUCAUUUAACAAGGUCUUUCCCUGCUUGCGAAGACAAAAAAUGUCUUGUUGCUGAAUUCGUGUGCUGGCGAGGGCUUUUACGUUUGUUGAUGUGCACUCCAUAUGAAUAUCGAGGUGAUUGGUCAAUAGUUGUAACACGAUUUAAUGGCACAUUUUAUCUUUGGAAACGGGACACUGAUAGUGAUAAGUUUCAGCGUUCUCAAGAGACCGAACAACAGCGUACAUUUGCAUCAUGGGGUUUCAAAUUUGAACAACAUUGUCUGACAGAAUCGCCGUUUCUGGAGCCGGACACAAGUGCACCAGUCGACGAAUGCAGCGAAUUUUCGUGUGUUUUUACAACAAAAAUUGGGAGUCUGGAUGUACUAUACGGUGCUGAAAUGGAUGGCAUUGAAAGUGAGCAACCGAUAUUGCUUGAUGAUAACCCAACAUAUUUAGAAAAAUUAAAAUUUGUCGAAGUAAAAGUACGUCAAAGAAACCUAAAUAAAAAUCAAAUUCAGUCUUACAAACGUCAUAAAACUCGUAAUUGGUGGUGCCAAUCAUUUUUGGUAGGUAUUCAAGAUAUAUAUUUGGGCCUACGGAAUGAGCAGGGACAAGUUGAACGCAUCGAACACGUUGAAGUACGAUCUUUACCAAAGCAAGGAAUAGUAGAACGAAUGGACACCAAAUGUAUGUGCGACAUUUUUGAUAGAUUUUUUGAAUUACGUAAAAUCACUAAUGUCUGAAGUAAAUUGCCCGUAUACUGUUUACGACUUUUACUUCAACUCCAAACGCGGUACUGUAACGUAUGAAUUCUUGCGAGGGAAGAACGAAU